Molecule: messenger RNA, 1623 nt
Organism: Xenopus laevis (African clawed frog)
Lineage: Eukaryota; Metazoa; Chordata; Amphibia; Anura; Pipidae
Biological process (GO): xenobiotic metabolic process; arachidonate metabolic process
Cellular component (GO): cytoplasm; membrane
Molecular function (GO): oxidoreductase activity, acting on paired donors, with incorporation or reduction of molecular oxygen, reduced flavin or flavoprotein as one donor, and incorporation of one atom of oxygen; iron ion binding; heme binding
Source: RefSeq, marked provisional
AGGACUUUAUACAGCAUAUGCAAGUGAAGGAGGAACACAACAAACACAAGGAACUCUGACACCAUGAGCCUUUUGUCACAGCUCUGCCCAUUUGCCUUUGGGUGGAAUGUCUUCACACUGGGCAUCAUCUGUACCCUUUGCCUUCUGCUGCUGGAUUACAUGAAGCGCAGAAAACCCUGCACAAAUUUCCCUCCCAGCCCUCCCUCCAGGCCCUUUGUGGGAAAUCUGCUGCAGGUGGACUUAAAAAAUCUUCACAACAGCAUCAAACAGCUCUCUAAACAGUAUGGGGAUGUGAUAAGCCUGCAGCUCUUUUGGAAACCCAUGGUGGUGCUCAAUGGAUUUGAAGUCAUGAAGGAGGCCUUGAUACAGAAGUCAGAGGACAUAGCAGAUCGUCCCACAAUUUACAUAUUUGAUAUCUUUGGGUUUGGUGCAAACAACAGAGGUGUUAUGUUUGCAAAUUAUGGCCAAUCUUGGAAGGACCUAAGAAGAUUUACUUUGUCUACGUUGAGGGAUUUUGGCAUGGGGAAAAAAUCCCUGGAGGAGAGAGUAGGAGAAGAAGCUGGGUACCUGUGUGCUGCGUUCCAGUCUGAGCAAGGUCGUCCUUUUUACCCAAAUGUUUUGCUGAACACAGCAGUUAGUAACAUUAUCUGCUCUAUCAUAUUUGGUGAACGGUUUGAAUAUGAUGAUCACAAGUUCCAAAAGCUGUUGAGUCUAACUGAAGAGAUUUUAAUAUCUGGAUCCGAGACAAUGCCCCAGGUUUUAUGUUUACUUCCUUGGUCAGCUAAAUUUCCCAGCCUAGCCAAGCGGUUUUUCAAACCUCGGAUAUCUAUGGAAAAAUAUCUAAAAGAAAUUAUCAAUGAGCAUCAGCAAACAUGGGAUUCUGGGCACACAAGAGAUUUUAUUGAUGCCUUUAUACUUGAGAUGGAAAAGGAAAAAGCAGUUAAAGACAGCAAUUUUAAUUAGGAGAAUCUUCAGUUAACCAUAGCUGACUUAUUUUCAGCUGGCACAGAAACCACAUCCUCAACCCUGAGAUGGGGCCUUCUGUUUAUGCUACUGUACCCAGAUGUGCAAAGAAAGGUGAAUGCGGAAAUUGACCAAGUGAUUGGAAGAAGCAGGAAGCCGACUAUGGGAGAUGUGUCACAGAUGCCUUAUACCAAUGCCGUAAUCCAUGAAAUCCAGCGUUACGCAGAUAUAAUCCCUCUCUCUGUGCCACAUGUGACAUACAGAGACACAUAUAUCAAAGGCUUCUUCAUCCCAAAAGGCAUCCUUAUUAUGACCAAUCUGUCAUCUGUGCUUAAAGAUGAGAGAGUCUGGGAAAAGCCUUUUCAGUUUUAUCCGGAACAUUUUCUUGAUAGGGAUGGCAAGUUUGUGAAAAGAGAAGCAUUUAUGGCAUUCUCUGCAGGUCGCCGUGUUUGUCUAGGAGAGCAGCUGGCCAGGAUGACUCUGUUCCUCUUCUUCACGUCUCUCCUGCAGCACUUCUCAUUUCAGAUUCCUGAUGGCGAGCCGAGCCCACGGGAAGAUCCUGUAAUUGUAUACAAUCAGAUUCCACAUGAUUAUAAAAUCUGUGCCAAGGUUAGAUAGACAGCUAAAUUGAAAAUUCUAUGAAACACAAAAAAAAAAAAA